This is a messenger RNA of Erinaceus europaeus (western European hedgehog), 3262 nucleotides long. RefSeq names its product HEAT repeat containing 4 (gene HEATR4). Bases 67 to 3084 code for a protein of 1005 amino acids. NCBI's taxonomy places the organism in Eukaryota, Metazoa, Chordata, Mammalia, Eulipotyphla, Erinaceidae. The record is from RefSeq and is a predicted model, not a curated record. Gene Ontology annotation, molecular function: oxidoreductase activity. The transcript has 17 exons.
CUUCUCACUCCGGCAGUCCUGGUAUCUGGACCAGGUAGCGUGAACAGAAGCACUUGCUGGGAAGCAAUGAUGAAUCCUCAACAGAAGAAGACCUUUUCCUCUCUCCGAUUCCGUCAGCACCUCCCCCCACGGCUAGGAUGGGGCAUGAUUUUCCCCCGCUUAAAACCAGGAAGCCGGAAAGCCUGUGCCUCUGUCUCCAAUGUACCUCCUGUCUUCCCCUUCAGCCCACAGCACUGUGUACAGCUCAAGAACCUAUAUUUUCAAAAUGCCUCUACAAACUUGACCUUCUCUCAGGAGGUCGUGUGGCAGCGAGGGCUGCCCAGUAUCCCUUACAGCCAGUACAAUUUUGACUAUCUGUACAACACAGACGACAUCAUCCAGCAACACCAGACCAGGAGGACCCGGCCUGAGAAGCCUGUCAAAGUCAAGUUUUUGGAGCCCUCGGUUGCCUCCCAGGAGGUCAAGAGAGAAACCUCUGUCAAUUUGAAGCUGAAGAAAUCCAAGCCGGAAAACACAGCCCAGAAGAAAAUUUGCCAUCCUAUUCCGCAUCCCAGUGAGAACUCAGACCUGCUGGACCUCUCUGUUUCUCCAGAUAUAAACCUGGAGAAGAGAGAGACCUGGCUCCCCCCCGCUGAGAAGGAGGCCAGAGCCUGGGAAGACAUUGUUCUGGAGAAGCUGGACAAGCGCACUGCCCGAUGGAUUCAGAGCAAGCGUCCGCUGAGGCCUGGGUUUUCCCCCAACAAGUGGCAGAGCUUCUUACGCCAGCAGUACGACUGGAGCCACAUCCGAGAUGAACUCACGUCCUCCAGUGACCUGGACCUCUUGAAUCGGCUGGAGGCAGAAGAAUCAGCAGAAUUUGAGGAUCAACCUGUCACUCUACCCAGCCUGGAAAAAAAGUCAGAGAUGCUGCUUCCUGUUUAUUACAGGUUGCCCAAUUACGUGCCCCAAGUGCACACAGUUGACACCAUGACUGGCAGCAAUAAGACCACUGAGGAUAUUAAGAUAAAGAGGAGCAACACCAGGUCCUUAGAGCUGAGCUACUGCUCACAGGAUGACCAGCACACUGGAAAGUUUGUGUACUACUUAGAAGACGCCUUUGAGAGGGAGAUUUACUUCGAUAAAGUCCAGAUCACCCACCAAACUGGUGCAAAAAGAGGCCAAAUAUGCCUAGAAAAUCUCACUUGCUACAACAAGCAACUAUCUAAGGUCUUCCCUGAACCCCCAGAAAAGUGGACUUCCCAGCCAGGUCCUGAAAAAUCUUAUAGGCGUGUGAAAGGAGCCCUGCGCUGGACCGGUUUGCCUGUCCCAGCCAAGGACCUGCUUCUGCAGGUGGAUGAGGGGGACAAACCCACGAAGACCAGGAGAAUGAAGAAGCAGGUCCACUCACUGGAGGAGAAUGUGUCCUGGGAGGUUGUAGUCCUACGGAAGAUGCUGCAGGAAUGGAAGACUGCCUGGGCUCUGAUUAUUGAGUGGCACCAUGAGACGAUAGAGGGCCUGCUGCGGAGUUUGGUGGGCAUACAUGAUGACAUUCGGAUCCAAGCCAUCGUCACAUGUGCCACAGCUGCCUUAGAACGACCCCGAGUUACCAUCAGCCAGGGAAGCUCAGACGAGGAGGAUGCCAUGAUAACCCCAUCGAUUCAGGAUUUACCAGAAGUUCUGCAGCCCGCUCUGGAGGCUGCUCUUUGUGACAAGAAUAACAAUGUGCGGAUGGCCGCAGCUAUAUGCCAGUAUGUUGUACAAUCACACAACCCCCUCGCCCGGGAGAUCUUGCACACUGCCCUUUUGAAGGGUAAUAGUGUGGACAGCUGGGCUGCCGCUCAGUGUUUGGCUCUGGAAGGUGCUACCACUUACCCAGUGAUCAAGAGGAUCCUCCGUCAGCUGUUUAGCAAGAGGAACGAGGACACUGAGAAGCAGUCUUGUAUGCUCCUGCGCCACCUCAGCAGGAAGACAACCCUGAUAAAGACCAUGCUUGCUGUGGAGUUGAACAGCCGCCAGUGGAAGGACAGGAUUAUGGCUUGCCGGGCUCUCUCCUGGAUUAAUGCAAGUGUCAGUUUGGAUAUGAAGCAUAAGCUGGUUGAGCUGAUGUGGAGUGACUGGAAUAAGGAUGUGAGACAAGCAGCUGCUCAAACCCUGGGGAAAAUGAACCUUGGGAAGGAGGUGCAUGACAUAAUCAGAAUGAAGCUGGGCCAAGGAAAUUCCCAGGAGCGUGUGGAAGCCCUCACCCUGAUUGGUGAGCUGAAGCUCAUGACUGCCAAGCUUCUCCCAAACUUCCUGAACUGCUUCUCUGAUAACUUCACGGCAGUUCGGCAGGCAGCCUGCGUGGCAGCAGGUGCCCUGCAGAUCUGUGACAAGAUGGUCACUGAAUGCCUUCUGAAUCUGCUACAGAAAGAUCCAUCCUGGAAAAUCAAGGCCUUUGCCAUUCGAGCUUUGGGACAGAUUGGCCAAGUGAGUCCCCGGCUGACGGACCUCUUGCUCUGGGCUAUCCACUAUGAAGAGGCACCUGGUGUACGAUUAGAAGCUUGCCGCACCAUCGUGGCCCUUAAACUUCAAGGGGACAGGGUCAGGAAAACCUUCUUGGAUGUGCUGCUUCUAGAGAGCCAUGAAGCUGUUCUAAAAGAAAUUCACCAAGCAAUGAAGAUACUCAACUUAGAAAAUAAGGGAAACCAAGAAAUGCUUCAGGAGAUCAAUAACAGGAUUCAAACACUAAAUCAAAAGGACUUGCUGUCUCAGAAAAUAUUCUUGCUUGAAAUGAUCAUGGAAAAAGUAAAGGAUGAAGCAAAAUAUGUGUACAUACAACCAGAAGAUGGACAAAAACCACUAAAAUUCUCUACAUUCCUUCAGAAAGCUUUUCAAGCCUCUGAUAAUAAAGUGGUUGCUCCAAGACCAUCUGAGAUAUGUGACGUGGAGGCCAUCAUACAGCCUUUGAAGCCCCACGCACCAAAUCCUUGGACACAGAGCCUACUCUUGGACCUAAACACAAGAAACAAAGGUCCCAGGUCGUUUGUCAAGGAUCUGCGCACUGCCCGCGAAAAGAGGAUUGCCAUGGGACCAUUUGGUGCUGACGAUGCUGAGAAUUCUAGCUAAGUUUUUCUUUCCAGGGCAUGACCUCUCCACCUGGAAGCAAAGGUGAAUGUUUCUAGGAUGAGCUCUUCUUUUGCUCCAAGAUACAGCUGUGGAGCCAUUCAUAUUCUGUCUCUAAUUUAACUGAUGUUGUAUACUCUCUUUGUCAUUAUGUUUAUAAAGAGAAACUCAUCAAACAGUA